CUGCUCUGAUGACCGCACAGUUCGCAUCUGGAGCACCAAGGAUUUCUUGGAGCGGGAGCACCGAUCUAUGCGGGCCAACGUGGAGCUGGAUCAUGCUACCUUGGUCCGCUUCUACCCAGACUCUAGGCAGUGACUCUCCUUCCUUCACUCAGAGCCUUCAUUGUCUGGCUGGCUAACGGAGACACCAUCAGAGUCUUUAAUAUGACCAAGAAAGAGGAUGGCACUUUUGCUUAUGUUGGAGGCCCGGAAGACUUCCCCAAACAGCACAAGGCCCCCGUCAUCAACAUUGGAGUUGCCGACACAGGGAAAUUCAUCAUGACAGCAUCCAGCGACACCACCAUCCUCAUCUGGGAUCUGAAGGGGGAAGUCCUGGCCAGCAUCAACACCAACCAGAUGAACAAUGCCUUUGCAGCUGUGUCACCAUGUGGGAGGUUCGUUGCAUCCUGUGGCUUCACUCCAGACGUGAAGGUUUGGGAGGUGUGUUUCAGCAAAAGUGGAGACUUCCGGGAGGUGGCCAGGGCCUUUGAGCUAAAGGGCCACACGGCAGGCGUGUAUUCCUUCUCUUUCUCCAACGACUCCAGGCGGAUGGCAACAGUCUCAAAGGACAGCACGUGGAAACUGUGGGACACGGAUGUUGAAUACAAGAAGCAGCAAGAUCCCUACCUGCUGCUAACGGGCAAAUGUGACGUGGCAGAACCCUGCCGCAUCGCUCUGUCUCCUGACGCCCGAGCGCUAGCCAUCUCCUGUAGCACCAGCAUCUUUGUAUACAACACCAGGGAAGGGAAGGAGGAAGAGCGCUUUGAGAACGUCCACGGGGAGCACAUCACAGACUUGGCUUUCGAUGUGAACAGCCGCUUCCUAGUCUCCUGUGGGGACCGGGCCAUCCGGGUCUUCCACAACACUGCUGGCUACCGGGCAGUGGUGGAAGAAAUGAAGGUUCUGCUGAAGAAAGCCACCAAUGAGUCCACUAAGCAGAGACUGCAGCAGCAGAUCACAGAUGCCCAGAACUCGCUGGAGAGUAUCUACAGCAAGAGCAAGUGACCCUUUAC
This is a messenger RNA of Euleptes europaea (tarantolino), 1049 nucleotides long. It is a transcript of the gene TBL2, whose product is annotated as transducin beta like 2. Gene Ontology annotation, cellular component: endoplasmic reticulum. Gene Ontology annotation, biological process: endoplasmic reticulum unfolded protein response. Lineage: Eukaryota; Metazoa; Chordata; Lepidosauria; Squamata; Sphaerodactylidae. Gene Ontology annotation, molecular function: protein binding. Bases 202 to 1041 code for a protein of 279 amino acids. The record is from RefSeq and is a predicted model, not a curated record. The transcript has 5 exons.